Messenger RNA from Tripterygium wilfordii, 1194 nucleotides. Its product is annotated as exopolygalacturonase-like. The record is from RefSeq and is a predicted model, not a curated record. NCBI's taxonomy places the organism in Eukaryota, Viridiplantae, Streptophyta, Magnoliopsida, Celastrales, Celastraceae. Gene Ontology annotation, biological process: carbohydrate metabolic process. The transcript has 4 exons. Bases 1 to 1194 code for a protein of 397 amino acids. Gene Ontology annotation, molecular function: polygalacturonase activity.
AUGGGUUUGGGUAGGAUUUGUCUAGUGUGGUGCAUAUUAGUGGUGACUGUCACAUGUAACAUUUCGGGUCCUCCUCAAGUUUUUGAUGUAAGAAAUUAUGGUGCAAUCUCUGAUGGCGAGACUGACAAUCAAGAGGCAUUUUUGAAAGCAUGGAAUGAUGCAUGCAAAUGGGAGGGUAGGGCAAGGUUGUUGAUUCCACCCGGAACAUACAUGGUGGAACCCAUAAUAUUUUCGGGUCAAUGUAACGGCUCAAUGACUGUUGUGCUAAAAGGGGUUUUGAAGGCUCCGACCAAUCCAUCUUCAUUCAUCAAUAUGGAUCACUGGAUUACUUUCCGAUAUGUCGACUGGCUCACCGUCACCGGUGGUGGUACCUUGGAUGGCCAAGGAGCCUCUGCUUGGCCGUACAAUAAUUGUAACAAGAACUCAAAUUGUCCCAAACUUCCUAUUACAAUGAGAUUGGACUUCAUAACAAAUGGAAUGCUAAAACACAUAAAAUCAGUGAACAGCAAGAAUGCCCAUUUCAACUUGUUCGCAUGCAAUAACACGAAGGUGAGCCAUGUCAAAAUCACAGCCCCCGGAGACAGUCCGAACACCGAUGGAAUCAAGAUUGGAGGCUCAAAUAACAUAGAAAUUUCACAUACCGGGAUAACCACCGGUGACGACUGCAUAGCCAUUCUCGGUGGUGGAACCUCAGGUGUCAAUAUUACCGAUGUCUUCUGUGGCCCCGGCCACGGAAUCAGCAUCGGAAGUCUGGGAAAUAACAAUGACAAAGAUCAUGUCGCCGACAUUCAUGUAAGCAACUGCACUCUUAAUGGCACCACUACUGGUUUGAGGAUCAAAACAUGGCCGAGAUCGUUGCCUGGCAACGCUACCAACAUUACCUACGAACAGAUUUUCAUGGACAAUGUUGCCAAUCCAAUCGUUAUUGAUCAAAUGUAUUGUCCUAGUGGAGGCUGCUCUAAACAGAGCAAUUCACCUAUCCAAAUCCAAGAUGUAACAUAUAAGGGGAUUUGGGGCACAUCAAGUUCGAAAGUUGCGAUGUAUUUUCAAUGUAGCGAAAGCUUCCCUUGCAAAAAUGUAGUGACUCAGGAUAUCGAUUUGUUCUAUCACGGCCCUGGAGGACCAGCAAAUUCAACAUGCAAUAACAUCAAUGGAAAGUCUUACGGGAAGCAAAAUCCUCGCUCUUGUUUGUAG